GGUUUGAAGGGAGAUCUGUCAGAUUGAACUAAACCAGAAGCCAACAUCGCUUGACUGAAAGGAGCGCCCAUCGAGUAGUAGCGGCUUUUUUGCAAGACAAUCCAUCGUGGCGUUGAAGUUGAUGCAAGGAAAAAAAGAAUAUAUAAUCAAAUCCGUGCGGAAUACUUUAGGCAAAAAACUUUUAUUGGACCCGCGCAUGGUCAGCACGUCAUUGAUCGCGCUUGCCAAAUCUUUCCUUUUAUCUCGCAAACCUGAAAAAACGAGACACGUAAGAUAAUCACUGUCGUUCAAAAGAGACUGACUGUCCACCGCUGGAAAAUUAAACAUUUUUUUAAAUGACCGUCGUUCUAUUCUUAACCAGUUCAAUACCAAAUAUAGUCAUUGUGUUAAUAUGAAAUGUCCUUGAACGGUGCUCUGGUUUGUGGUAAGGUUGCCAAAGUUUAUAAUUACAAACGCUGAGAUGAUAUUUAGUAAUUGAAUCACUUGCACGUGACAAAUGUUAUGUUUGAUCAUACAACCCACGAGCACUAAUUUAGAGUUUAGAGCACUAAUUUAGAGUUUAGAGUAUAACUCUGUUUUCUCAAGUUUGCAAGGCUCGUGUCUCCAGAUUGUAUUACCCCUGCAGUGCACGCCGAUGUAAUAGUAGGCUACAUCUCGGCGGUUUUGUUUAAAUGACUGACAACCGAAGCCGUUUUUAAAUCUCUGAUUUCUACGCCUUUUUUAAGCAAAUUUGCACAUACCUCGAUCUGUGUACACCAUAUAUUUAGCCGCUGAUCCUAUAGAAAACGUUUUUAUAUAAUUGUCCAUUAUAUUUAUAACGUGGAGCCUAAAAAUCUGAUUUUCCUAAAUGACUUCCUACAAUCGUGCAUAUUCAUCCUUAGUACGGGUUUUAUUAUCCACGCUUGUUUUGGUGCUCGGUUUGGCAGCGCGAUGCGUCGGGCAGGCCAUGCCUUCCGAGGAGAGCUCUCAAGCGGCCCCGGCAUCAGUCAGUCUCCGGUCCCUGGUCACGGGGACCUGCGAAGAUGUCCACAGAUACGUGGAAUCCGUGGUGGGAACCAAUGUGAUCGAGUCGACUGCUGAGAGUGUGCUGUUGUAUCUAGAGUCAGUGCUUGGUCAAGACAACGUCUAUUCCGUGGUCAUGUUCUUUGAGAUGUUGAGCCGGUUUCUGGCUGAGGGAGCUGCCAGCGGACUGAAUAUCAUCGUUGUUUAUGUCACAGAUAUCCUCAGAGUCACAGGAGUUGAUGUCCACCUGCCAUUCCCUCACUUCACCGCAGAGGGCGUGGCCUCGGUUGGUCAGUGGGCUCUGCUGGCUCUGAUUGGCUAUUGGGUGCUGUCCAUCGUCUUGCGCCUGUUGGUGGGCGUGGUGAGGAGGGUGUUCUGGAUGCUGAAGAUGGGCACGGCGCUGUGGCUCUUCGGCCUGAUCGUCAGCGAUGCCAAGGCUGGUUCAGACACCACAGCCGUCCGGCUAGCAAGCCUGGUGCUGGGGUGUGCCCUGCUGGGGCUGGCCGGCUCUGGAUCAGAAAAGACAGUCCAAGUGGAAGACCGCAUGAGCAUCCUGGAGGGAAGGGUGAAGGUGGUGGAGAGGAGGAAGGGAGAGGAGUGAUGAAAGGAGAGAGGGGGAGGAUAGUUGGAAAGAAACGGAUGGUGAUGGUGAUGAUGGUGGUCUGUAUGUGUCAGUUUCUCAAAUGAAAUAAAGCAACCUCCAGGAUUUCUUUGAUUGAAAA
Messenger RNA from Coregonus clupeaformis (lake whitefish), 1724 nucleotides. RefSeq lists its product as uncharacterized. The transcript is spliced from 4 exons. Bases 848 to 1603 code for a protein of 251 amino acids. Lineage: Eukaryota; Metazoa; Chordata; Actinopteri; Salmoniformes; Salmonidae. Gene Ontology annotation, biological process: cellular response to gamma radiation; intrinsic apoptotic signaling pathway in response to DNA damage by p53 class mediator. The record is from RefSeq and is a predicted model, not a curated record.